Messenger RNA from Ectocarpus sp. CCAP 1310/34, 1642 nucleotides. NCBI's taxonomy places the organism in Eukaryota, Phaeophyceae, Ectocarpales, Ectocarpaceae. The record is from the annotation of a GenBank genome assembly.
ACAGCAACAGCAACAGCAACAGCAGCCUGGCCACCUCCCCCCUGGAGGCCUCUAGCAGCAAGGUCAGCCCCAGCCCAUCAAUCUCCCUCUAGGUAGCCAGAUCGUGCUACAGCCCCAGCAAGCGCAAGCUCUGGGCCAAAACAUGAACGUGUCGAACCAGGCCCUCAACACCCAUGUACAGAAAGAAAGGUUUCGCCGCGAUACGAAGGCAUGGGGAGACGAGUCCGCGACGACGCUGCUUCUGCUGCGCGGCGGGUGGUUCAUUAGCACCACGCUGUCAAAUGACGCAAUCGCCCAGCUGCUGCGCAAAGUGGCCUAUCCCGACGCCGAAAUGAUCGAUUCGCUGAUGACCCUCGCCAACGUCGACAUCACCAAGUUCUCCCCACCUAUCCCUACGGGGUGGAUCCCGCAGCCACGCGACUUCUUCGUUCACCUCGAGACGUUCGUGAAAGCUUCGCCCUUCGCCGUGUUGGACCAUGGCACACACGCCGCAGGCGAACCAUCGACCGGUCGCAGGCAACAGUUGAAAGCCGAAGUCAGCCGCGUUGUGUCCAACGCCCGGGACUACCUCAGCCUUCAUUCAGCGGAGAUCACGGGUCAAGAAGCAGCGGUGAAGACGCGCCUGAUCACCGACACCAACACCGACAUCAACGAGUACCUCGGGAACAUCUCAGACCUUGGCGUCGCGACCCGCACCGACGACGACAUCUCCCCGCCGGCAGAUGACGACGUGCAACCCGUCGCCCCCCCCGCGUUUUCGCGGCUGCGCGGUCUCACCGCGGAAGGCAGCGCCAACGCCAUCGUCGGAAAGCUUAACAACGGCCUGGCCGGGCUCCCGCAGCCAUAGAAGAGGAAAGCGUCAGCGAGCAGCGCCACGAGCCGACAUACAGCAUCCCGCCCGCGGAUAACCGCCGCACCCGUCGCCAACCAACACGCGGUGGCGACACUGUCCUCGUUCCAGCAGGACCUCCUCACGUGGGGAACCCCCCACCGCGCGUGUCACUCCCACUGGAAAGGGCAAAAGUGCACCCGCCCGCACUGCAUCCUCAACCACGUACAGGUUCACCCCAGCGUCGCCCCCCCGGUCCGCCGCCCGAUCCGCCGCCCACAGCGCCCGCCCGGGCCCCCGCUCCCGCGACCGCCCUUGCUCCUGCCCCCGCCCCCGCCCCCGCCGCAUCACGCCCCGUGGUCGCCCGUUACAGCAACAACUACAGGCCACACGGAGCAGCAGGAACCAACUCCUGACAAUACGGGCCCCAUCCAGAGGUGAGGCCAACGCGGCUGAGGGGGGCGGGUGGCACCACGGUAUCAGCUUUUGUAGACAGGAGCAGAACCGUGGCGCUAACUGAAGCGCCUCUUCCCGGGCUGGUGGCACCGAACGUGUUCUACGGAAGCGAACACGGGACGAAGGGAACGAGCGAUGAAGGCGAAAGGCUCCUCAGGAUUAUGGAGCACGGCUCCCUCAACGCGAGCACGCUGAAGGGAUACCACAGCAAGUGGGACACGUGGACAGCUGAAAGAGCUAAAGCGAAUCUGAGUCCAUGGUUGUACGAAGAAGACGGUGUGGAUAGCGCAGUGAGAGGGCUGACUGUGUUCAUGGCGUCGAGGUGUUUAGUGUACAAGAACCAGAGCCAAACGGUGA